Molecule: messenger RNA, 1983 nt
Organism: Quercus lobata
Lineage: Eukaryota; Viridiplantae; Streptophyta; Magnoliopsida; Fagales; Fagaceae
Product: putative disease resistance protein RGA3
Exons: 3
Coding region: 1-1983 (660 amino acids)
Molecular function (GO): ADP binding
Source: RefSeq, a predicted model, not a curated record
AUGGCUUGGGCUCUUGUAUCUGCUAUCAAGGACCAGCUUAGUUCUUUCAUUGCUUCAGAGUUCUUGUCAAUUGCAAAUUUCAAGGGAGAAGUCCAGAAGCUUGAAAGCAAAUUCCACACCAUCCAGGCAAUGCUCAACGAUGCAGAGAAACGGCAAGUGAAGGAGGAGGCUGUGAAGCUUUGGUUAGAUAAGCUCAAAGACGUAUCCUACCAGAUGGACGACGUGUUGGAUGAGUGGAACACUGCCAUGAUCAAAGCAGAGAUUGAGAAACAACAAAAAGAUGAUGCAGAAAAAGCUGAAACUAGCAGUGCUGCUAAGAAAAGGAAGGUAUGGCCCCUCAUCUCAGUUCCUACUCUUUUGCAGCAUCGUGAUAUUGCUCAUAAGAUAAAAGAACUUAAUGAAAAAUUAGAUGAGAUUGACAGAGAGGGAGAGGUGUACACGUUUGCAUUGACUAGGGGCAAUGAAGAAGUUGAGAGACCAAGAACAACUUCCUUUGUUGAUGUGUCUGAAAUUCUUGGUCGUGAUAAAGUUAGGGAUGAUCUAGUGAGCAUCCUAUUGGGCAAGGGUAGUGAAGAAGUAAGAAACCCCCAUGUCAUCUCUUUAGUGGGCAUGGGUGGUAUUGGAAAAACAACUCUUGCCCAACUAGCCUAUAAUGAUGAUGAGGUGAAGGCACAUUUUGAGAUAAAAGUGUGGGUUUGUGUUUCUGACCCUUUCAAUCAAGGCAAGGUUGCCAAGGAAAUUUUUGAAUCUAUUAAAUUUCAAUCCCCCAACAUGACUACUUUGCACAUUGAAACAAAAAUCUUUGAAUCUAUUGAAUCUCAAUCCCCCAACAUGACUGCAUUGCAAACUCUAUUGGAAGCAAUUUGUAAACAAGUUGAGGGAAAGAAGUUCUUUCUUGUCUUAGAUGAUGUGUGGACUGAAGGCUCCACAAUGUGGGAGCCAUUUAGACUUGCACUCAAAUAUGCUGCCCAAGGCAGUAGAAUUCUAGUCACCACACGUAAAAGUAGAGUCGCGGAGAUGAUGGGAAGUGUGAGCAUAAUUAAUUUGGAGGUAUUGUCUAAAGAAGAUUGUUGCUUGGUGUUUAGUAAAAUAGCAUUUUUUGAUAGGGAUCCUAAGCAACGUGAGCAACUAGAAGACCUCGGCACGCAAAUAGUAGAAAAAUGCAAAGGUUUGCCACUUGCCGCUAAGACUCUAGGGAGUCUCAUGCAGUUCAAGAGAAGUAGAGAAGAAUGGAAGAGUAUUUUGGAUAACAAUUUUUGGGAAUUUGAAGAUGUGGAAAGAAGUCUUUAUGCACCGUUAUUAUUGAGUUAUUAUGAUUUAUCCUCACCAUUGAGACGGUGCUUCUCAUUUUGUGCUGUUUUUCCCAAAGAUUAUGUCUUUUCUAGCGAUGAAUUGGUAUUUAUGUGGAUGUCACAAGGAUAUAUCAAGCCGAAGGCAAAUAUGGAGAUAGAAAUCAUUGCUAGAGAGUACUUUGAAAAUUUAGCUAUACGAUCUUUCUUCCAAGAUUUUGAGAAAGAUGAAGAUGAUGACCAAAUAAUAAGGGAUCCAAAUAUAAAUUUUCCAAGAGGGUUUGGGAGAUUGACUUCUCUUAGAACAUUAAAGUAUUUCCACAUAAAUGGUGAGGAUGAUAGAUGUAAAUUGGGAGAAUUAAGAAAUUUGAACCACCUUAAAGGGACUCUUCAAAUAAAUGGGUUGGAGAACGUGGUAGAUCAAUGUGAGGCCACAAAUGCACAACUGAAGAAGAAGAUAAAUCUUCGUACUUUGAAGCUAUUGUUUCACCCAAACAAAUGGGAUUUUGAGGAAAUAACAAGGGGGAUGGAUGCAUUAGUUCUGAAUGCCUUAGAGCCACCUCCUAACUUGGAAGAUUUAAGCAUUCGUUACUACAAGGGACCGACAAUGUCUCCUUGGAUGAGUGGGAAGAAUGGAAUGGGAUUGGAGGAGAAGAAGAAGAAGAAGAAGACUGUACCAGAAGAUUUGCUAUAA